GUCAUUUUUUAUAUAAAUAAUAAUUUUGAAGUUUCAUACGAAGUUGAAUUCAAUAAUAAAUAAAAAUGCGAUUAUACAACUUUUUAUGCAAAAAAGUAGGCGAUUUAACUGUCAAAUACUCCAAUUUACCUGAAUCGUAUAUUAAACGUAGUUAUGAGCAGGUAUAUUGGAAGAAUCCGAAGGGUUAUCCUCAAUAUCCCGCUGCACAAGUAGCUCGUAAAAAGUUCCGUUUCACAACAAAUAGACCAUGGACUAUGCAAUUUGCCAGGCAAAACGAACGCACUAAACUAAAUAAAAAAGUUUUCUUAGAACCUGUCGGAGAAUGGAGUUUUUUCAAAGGUGAUCGAGUUGAAAUAAUGGUUGGUAAGGACAAGGGAAAGCAGGGUAUUGUAAGUCAGGUUAUACAAGAACGGAACUGGGUUAUAGUGGAAGGGCUGAACACACAUUUGAGAGUAGUUGGCAAGGACAAGGAUUUUCCAGGUAUAACAAUACAAUCAGAAGCACCAUUGCUGGUCACAACCGGUGUCAAGCUUGUGGAUCCUGAGACCUUGAAGCCAACAGAGGUAGAAUGGAGGUACACUGAAGAAGGGGAUAAGGUGCGUGUUUCCUUAAGCAGUAGUCGCAUAAUACCGUUACCGAAGGCAGCCGAGGAAACUUUUGACUAUAAGAGCAAGGAACUGUAUGUGGAAAACCCUGCGAAAGAUACGGUGGCUGCAGAUGCUACAAAGAUUACUUUUGAGCCGAAAUUAUGCACCUUCGAAAUGGAUAUAAUGGAAUCAAUGGGCAUAAAGGAAGAUAGAGUGCCGGCCAAGUCGUAUUGGUAUUAGAGUCAUAGACAAUUAUAGAUAAUUUAUAGAUGAUAUGUUAAGUGAUGUGUUAAAUAAAGAUCUAUCUUACU
Vanessa atalanta (red admiral) is the source of this 898-nucleotide messenger RNA. It is a transcript of the gene mRpL24, whose product is annotated as probable 39S ribosomal protein L24, mitochondrial. Gene Ontology annotation, cellular component: ribosome; mitochondrion. The transcript has 6 exons. Gene Ontology annotation, biological process: translation. Bases 66 to 827 code for a protein of 253 amino acids. The record is from RefSeq and is a predicted model, not a curated record. Gene Ontology annotation, molecular function: RNA binding; structural constituent of ribosome. Lineage: Eukaryota; Metazoa; Arthropoda; Insecta; Lepidoptera; Nymphalidae.